Cloeon dipterum is the source of this 3570-nucleotide messenger RNA. RefSeq names its product membrane-bound transcription factor site-1 protease (gene S1P). Gene Ontology annotation, molecular function: serine-type endopeptidase activity. Gene Ontology annotation, cellular component: Golgi apparatus. Gene Ontology annotation, biological process: proteolysis. NCBI's taxonomy places the organism in Eukaryota, Metazoa, Arthropoda, Insecta, Ephemeroptera, Baetidae. The transcript has 17 exons. Bases 379 to 3519 code for a protein of 1046 amino acids. The record is from RefSeq and is a predicted model, not a curated record.
ACAAUAAUAAAGUACAUACGGUUACGAAAAUGUUCUGCUCUGUUUUGAUUCAAUGAAUCCACCAAUUUUACAACUUUUUCCACGAACACGAUCAAGUGAUUUUUUCCUUAAAAUUGAAUGAAUUAUUUGCUCUUUAAAUUCAAAGCCAUUUCUACUCAUAAGAUUGGGUAUACUGACAGUAUUUUCCAUCAUGUUGAGCCGGAAAAGGCUAGCUGGACAGAAGUUAAAAUAUGCCAUCGGAAGGCAGUGCUGUGUCCAUCGAUUUUGCUGAUCUGCGUCAAUUUCUCCCUCUAAGAAGACUUGAUUGAAGAAGUUUACCUCUGAAAAUUGAGCAUUUCUGCUCCAAAAACUAACACAACACAGUGAUGGAUUAAGAAGAUGAAAGGUCCUCAUGGGAUAAUUUGGAUUCUGGCCUUCAUGGUCACAUCCCUGAUGACUUUAUGUGAUGGCUGUGGCAACGACACUGACGCACAUCAAAUCUUAAAAGUGGAAUUUAAUUCAGACAUAGUCAAAGAUGAGUAUAUUGUGGCUUUUAAGAAAUACUACAAAACCUCAGCCAGGAAAAAUUUCAUCACAGCAGCAUUACGAGACUCCUCUUCAGAGUGGGAGAUUCUACCUAGAAAUAAUCCAGCUAGUGACUUUCCCAGUGAUUUUGAUGUGUUGCAGCUUAAGAGUGAUCCUUCCAACCAAGAAUCAAUAAAGAACUUGGAGGGGCAUCCAAAUGUCAAGUCUGUCACACCACAGAGAACAGUAACAAGGACACUUCACUACAUAAACAAAGACCCCAAAGAAGAUGAGGCGGAGGAGGAAAAUGUGGAAGACACUCCUCACUUUGUGAGGUCCAAUCAAUUUUGGCAAGCAACGGGCAGAUUGUCAAGCAGGAGACUUUUAAGGGCCGUCCCUCGACAAAUAACAUCAAUACUUCAAGCUGAGGCAUUGUGGAAUCUUGGAAUCACUGGCGCGGGGGUGAAAGUUGCUGUUUUUGACACUGGACUAGCAAAAGGACAUCCACACUUCAGGAAGGUCAAAGAGAGGACAAAUUGGACUCAUGAAAAAUCCUUUGACGAUGGCCUUGGCCACGGAACCUUUGUGGCUGGUCUGAUUGCGUCAAGUUCAGAAUGCUUAGGCCUUGCGCCUGAUGCAGAAUUGCACAUUUUUAGAGUCUUCACCAACAACCAAGUCAGCUACACGUCAUGGUUUCUUGACGCAUUCAACUAUGCAAUCCUGAGGAAGGUAACUGUCCUGAAUCUUAGCAUUGGAGGGCCAGACUUCAUGGACCAGCCGUUUGUUGACAAAGUGUGGGAGCUCACUGCUAACAAAAUAAUCAUGGUUUCUGCCAUUGGCAAUGAUGGUCCUCUUUAUGGCACCUUGAACAACCCUGCCGACCAAAUGGAUGUCAUCGGGGUUGGAGGAAUAAACUUCGAAGAUCAAAUAGCGAAAUUUUCGUCAAGAGGAAUGACUACCUGGGAGCUCCCUGGUGGAUAUGGCAGACUGAAGCCUGAUAUUGUCACAUACGGCUCUGCGGUCAGAGGUUCCGGGGUCAAAAAGGGAUGCCGCGUCCUCUCAGGUACAAGCGUCGCAUCUCCCGUGGUUGCUGGUGCAGUUGCGCUUCUCUAUAGUGGCGCGUUGGCCAGAGCGAGCUUAAUAAACCCAGCGUCGAUGAAGCAAGCGCUAAUGGCUUCUGCCAGACGUUUGCCAGGCGUUAACAUGUUCGAGCAGGGUCACGGCAAGCUUGACCUGUUGCAAGCCCACAAUAUUUUGCAGGCAUACACGCCACAAGUUAGUUUAAGUCCGAGUUACAUCGACCUGACCGAGUGUCAGUACAUGUGGCCUUACUGCACUCAGCCUUUGUUUGCUGGCGGUAUGCCGAUUGCUGUUAACGUAACAGUGCUCAACGGUUUGGGAGUGUCGGGGCACUUUGUGGGCAAACCAAAGUGGCACCCUUACACCAAGCAACAAGGCCACCGACUGGAUGUCGCAAUACAAUAUUCACCGGUGUUGUGGCCUUGGUCAGGCUACCUGGCGAUUUGGCUGGCAGUCAACGCAAACAGCGCCAACUGGUCUGGUAUCGUUCAGGGUCACAUUUCUCUCACUGUCGAGUCGCCUCCUGAAGAAGGAAGCAUCGAAGUGCGCCAGAGUUCUGUGCGAUUAGCCGUGAAGGCUCGUAUCGUGCCAACGCCACCCAAGCAGAAACGCAUUCUUUGGGACCAGUAUCACAACCUGCGAUACCCACCAGGUUACUUCCCUCGGGACAAUCUCAGGAUGAAAACUGACCCACUUGAUUGGAACGGAGACCACAUUCAUACAAAUUUUAAGGACAUGUAUCAGCACGUCCGAAAUGCCGGUUAUUACGUUGACGUCAUUGGAGCGCCAUUGACUUGCUUUGAUCAGUCUCAGUACAGUACUCUGCUAAUUGUUGACUCGGAAGAAGAAUUCUUCCCAGAGGAAUUGGCCAAGCUUCGAAGCGACGUUGAAGCUGGCCUGUCGAUUGUGAUAAUUGCCGAUUGGUAUAAUACAUCAGUCAUGAAGAAAGUCAAAUUUUAUGAUGAAAACACAAGGCAAUGGUGGCUUCCUGAUACAGGGGGAGCAAAUAUUCCCGCGCUCAAUGAGCUGCUUGCUUCAUGGGGCAUGGCUUUGAGCGACACGGUGCUGGAGGGAGAUUUCAGUCUUGGAGGACAUGACAUGCACUACGCAUCGGGCACAAGCCUGCUUCAUUUCCCUGAGACGGGAACGGUCAUUUACAAAGACCUCAAAGACCACGGCUCUGAGAUUGUCGGGUCUAAGGCAGAAGUUGUGAAAGAUGCGCCCAUCUUGGGGCUUUACCAAAGCACAAGCAACAAAAAUAGUGGUCGAAUUGUGGUUUACGGAGAUUCAAACUGUCUUGACAACAGCCACUUGCAAAAAGACUGUUUUUGGAUGUUGGAUGCGAUAUUGGAGUAUACCUCUACUGGUCAUUUAGCAUCUGUUUUCAAAUCGAACGCUGGUAAACCUUUAGUCAAACCAGCAGACUUUCCAUUGCCACAACGAAUGGAUGGAAAUCAUUUGUACAGAUACUCAAAAGUGAUAGAGUCACACAUGGGUGGCGUGAGGACGAAACCUCUUCCACAGUGCCCGCAUCUAGUUUGGGCACCACCCAAUCCUCUUAAUAAGUCUGCACCAACUAACCUCUACAAAUCGCAGAAGCUGCUCUCCGUGCUUCCAAAGAGUCCAUUGGAGCUCGACCUCAGAGCUCCUUUGCUUAACGGCGGCGGCCAGAAACAUUCCUUUCAACCGCCAGCAGAUUGGAAUAAUGCUGCUAACCCAAUUGUUGAUGUGCAAGACACUGAAAUUAGUCCUUCCCCAUUAGCUAUUCUUUGUUCGUUAACUAUUGUGUGUGCGGUUUGCUUCUGCUGCUUACGAAGGAGGAGUUUUAUCACUCCCGUGACUGCAUCGAGACGCAGCAGAAGGAAGCAGCAGCGAUUAAGAAAACUGGUGAUGGCACUUGGCAACACAUCAUCUGGAAAAGUACCUGCUGUGUAAUGCAACUCUCUGUCCUAUUUCUUGUAAUAAAUUAUUGUCUUUUAUACCAAA